Molecule: messenger RNA, 2530 nt
Organism: Molossus molossus (Pallas's mastiff bat)
Lineage: Eukaryota; Metazoa; Chordata; Mammalia; Chiroptera; Molossidae
Gene: KCNMB2
Product: potassium calcium-activated channel subfamily M regulatory beta subunit 2
Exons: 5
Coding region: 344-1051 (235 amino acids)
Biological process (GO): detection of calcium ion; potassium ion transport
Cellular component (GO): membrane; voltage-gated potassium channel complex
Molecular function (GO): calcium-activated potassium channel activity; potassium channel regulator activity
Source: RefSeq, a predicted model, not a curated record
AGUAUGAAGCAGCUUGAACGGUGCUUCAGCUAACUAAUUUCAAGCAUGGCUGUCUAGCGUGCCUGUCACUCCUAUUGUCCUUCCAAACUCUUUCAGACAUUUUGAGCUGGGAGUAUUAAAGCUAUGAGUUAGCAAGGGUUGUGACACUAAUGGUCCAGAAAGGCUUUAGGCACGAGAGGUGAUGAUGAUUACCCGUGGCUCGUUGGAGGACUGCACUGGAUCGCUGUCCUGAAAAAUUAAGCGUGGCUUUUGAGGAAGAUGUGACAACUACCGGAGGUCUUCUCAUCAUUCCUCCAGGACUUCCACCGUAAGGAAAGGAGACCCUGGAUCAACAUCCUCUAAGAUGUUUAUAUGGACCAGUGGCCGGACCUCUUCAUCUUACAGACACGAUGAGAAAAGAAACAUUUACCAAAAAAUCAGGGACCAUGACCUCUUGGACAAAAGAAAAACUGUCACAGCACUGAAAGCAGGAGAGGACCGGGCCAUUCUCCUGGGACUGACCAUGAUGGUGUGCUCCAUCAUGAUGUACUUUCUGCUGGGAAUCACACUCCUGCGCUCUUACAUGCAGAGCGUGUGGACCGAGGAGUCUCAGUGCACCUUGCUCAACGCGUCCAUCACGGAAACAUUUAAUUGCUCCUUCAGCUGCGGCCCAGACUGCUGGAAACUCUCUCAGUACCCCUGCCUGCAGGUGUACGUGAACCUGACUUCUUCGGGGGAAAAGCUCCUUCUCUACCACACGGAGGAGACGAUGAAAAUCAAUCAGAAGUGCUCCUAUAUACCCAAGUGUGGAAAAAAUUUUGAAGAAUCCAUGUCCCUGGUGAAUGUUGUCAUGGAAAACUUCAGGAAGUACCAACACUUUUCCUGCUAUUCUGACCCGGAAGGAAACCAGAAGAGCGUCAUCCUAACCAAACUCUACAGUUCCAAUGUGCUGUUCCAUUCACUCUUCUGGCCAACGUGUAUGAUGGCUGGGGGCCUGGUGAUCAUUGCCAUGGUGAAACUCACACAGUACCUCUCCCUGCUCUGCGAGAGGAUCCAACGGAUCAAUAGAUAAAAGCAAAGUGGAUGAGAUCAUUUUCUUUAAAGCCCAAAUACUGUUUUCUUUCAUUCUUCACCAAAGAACCUUAAGUUUGUAAUGUGCAGUCUAUUAUGAGUUCCUUAAUAUAUUCUGAUACAUAGAGCAAUAAUGCAAAAGCUGUUCUAUAUGCAAACAUGAUGUCUUUAUCAUUCGGGAGAAGAAAUACUGUUUUGUGUUGGUUGGUUGUUUUCAUAAUUUUGUUUUGACGCAACUAGUGCUUCCUUCUCUCAUUCUGCCGAAAUAGGGGUCAGUUAUUCAUUCGCCAAGGUUUGAGGAGGAGUGUAGACAAUAUCAGUGUGAUAAGGUCUGUGUUCUGACUUGUCAGAUCUCUUGAAGACAUUUCUACGAUAUUUUUCAUCAUUCAUUGUUUACUACAGCUGCAGCCAAAAAAAUUUUUUUUCUCUUCUUACUCUAAACUGAGCCCCAUAGCAAGUGAAGGGACCAGAUUUCCUAACUAAAAGAUGUUAAUGCAUUUUUCUUGUAUUUCUACCAUAUCACUGUAAAGAAGGGAGGAAACUCAGCCAGCAAUUUUCCUUUUAUUACAUUCUAAUCAUAACUUUAGAUUUCUUAACUGAUUUCCAAAUAAAAACAGCUGUUUUCAUUAACCAAUUCUCUAAUCUUUUCCUGUGACUUAAAUAAAAAAUGACCAGAGCCUUUUCAAUAUAAGACCCAGCUAUGUAUGAGGGGAUGACACCUACAAGGAGAUUCAUUACCUGUGAAGUGACUGUUGAGUGGAUACUCUAUUACAAUCCAGGAAAGUCUAUGUUACUAAGAUAUUUGUGUGAAAAUCUUUAUUCCAUUUCAAUUGAACUGUUAGAUGGUAAAAUUAAGAUACUACUUGCUGGUCAAGACUUGUGUACUUAUUUCAAUGGGUAAAUCAAUGGCAAAUGAACAUGCUAGAAUAUUGCUCUUAGGGAAUUUAUGUUUAAGUUAAUGAGUGUGUGGUCUCUCUCUUUCUAUCAUGUGUCCCCUAUUGGGAUUUUAAAGCUGUGUGCACAAAAUAUUUGUCUCCGCUACAUGUUUUAUUUUUCUAUUUACAAUUGCCUUUUUUGUUGCUAGAUUUUAUACACAGAAUAGGCCUUUUUUCCUAACACACACUUGAACUGAAUAACAUAUUUAAAGAAAGCCUUUGUUCACAUUGCCAUUCACUUAUUGUGGUUGGGGGGAGAAGGGAAUGAGGGAUUGGUUUUACAUAAAAACAUUCCAUCUUUUAUUUAACAUCAAUAUCAAAAAGAGAAGGCAAACAUCUAUCUUUCUCAUCUAUAUUUAAAUACCUUUUUGUAAUGUAGUUUUCUAGGUAUUGCAAAAUUUUACAAAUUGUAUCUGUGAAAUGAAUGGUGAAACUAAUCUGAUAAAGUGAAAGUAUUCUGCAAUAUUGUAAUUCAUAGUUUGACUUUUCAUAAGCAAAUAAAUCCCUAAGGUAUAAUCAGGACUUCAAAUGUGUAAUUAAAAUUU